AUGGGUAUCACCCACCUCUUUUCCUCCCUCAUCACGUUUUUCCUCUUAUCCGCAACUCUACACGCCUCAAAGCCCAAAACUCAAGAAAUCAAAUCGGCCCAAACCCUCAACGACAUCAUAGCAAACUACACGCUCAGAUCGUACGCGGCCAACUCCACCAAGACAGGGGAGCUGCAGACCAUCCAUCUCCCUGAAAACCUCUCGGGCAUAGAAGUCGACAUCAUAAGGCUAAGGUGUGGAAGUUUACAAAGGUACGGCGCCAAAAUCAAGGAAUUCAACUUGGGCAGUGGCGUGAUGGCCCGUCCCUGCACCGAACGGGUCAUCCUCAUCCGGCAAAGCCUCGGGCCCAAAUGGACCUCUGUUUAUUACAACAACAAUAGCAGCUACCAGCUAAUUUCCCCUGUCUUAGCCCUCUCAGCUUACAGCCUCGUCAAAGGCGAGAACUUUAGCACAAUUCCGCCCGAGGUUGAAAUCCGGGCCAGAAAGAACCUGAUCACGAUCGACUUCAGCGGGUUGCCCUUAAAAUGGACCAAACCGGGUCUCGACCCGGUUUGCGCCAGCUUUGGUGACGACGGGGAGGUUGUGCUGUCGAACCAAACGAGGCCCAACGUCUGCUGCGCGGCGGCGGGUCCGGGCCGGUUCGGGCUGGUGGUGGUGGCCGGGCCGGACCUGAUAAUGCCGCUGAGGGGGAAGGUGGGGAAGUGGAAGAUCGCGGUGGUGAGCUCGAUCGGGGGGGCGCUGGGGGCGGCGCUGCUGUCGCUGCUGCUGGUGGCGAUGUUCGCGAACGCGAAGAAGAAAGCGAGGAUGGACGAGAUGGAGAGGCGGGCGUAUGAAGAGGAGGCGCUGCAGGUGUCGAUGGUAGGGCACGUGAGGGCGGUGACGGCCAACGGGACGAGGACGGCGCCGACGAUCGAGCAGCACGAGUGCAGGAAUUCGNUCUCGUUUCUCUAA
Striga asiatica is the source of this 951-nucleotide messenger RNA. The record is from the annotation of a GenBank genome assembly. Lineage: Eukaryota; Viridiplantae; Streptophyta; Magnoliopsida; Lamiales; Orobanchaceae.